AUGCGCCGCCUUCAGCAGCAACUCGGGCACUGUGCUUGGACCGCGGGCCUGCUUUCGAACACCAGCCGACACGUGAACUUAUCAGCCAUAGGGGUAGACGUCGUGACUUUGCCGUCGCCGCCGUCAGAGCCUCCUUCUGUGCCUCUAGCCUCUGUCGCAACCACUUUUCCUGAUGUGCUGAAGGCUGCACCCGCUGCACCCGUGGCACCGAAGGUUGCACCCGCUGCACCCGUGGCACCGAAGGCUGUACCCGCGGCACCGAAGGCUGCACCCGCUGCACCCGUGGCACCGAAGGUUGUACCCGCUGCACCCGCUGCACCCGUGGCACCGAAGGUUGUACCCGCUGCACCCGUGGCACCGAAGGCUGCACCUGCUGCACCCGUGGCACCGAAGGUUGUACCCGCUGCACCCGUGGCACCGAAGGUUGUACCCGCUGCACCCGUGGCACCGAAGGCUGCACCUGCUGCACCCGUGGCACCGAAGGUUGUACCCGCUGCACCCGUGGCACCGAAGGUUGCACCCGCUGCACCCGUGGCACCGAAGGUUGUACCCGCUGCACCCGUGGCACCGAAGGCUGCACCUGCUGCACCCGUGGCACCGAAGGUUGUACCCGCUGCACCCGUGGCACCGAAGGUUGUACCCGCUGCACCCGUGGCACCGAAGGCUGCACCUGCUGCACCCGUGGCACCGAAGGUUGUACCCGCUGCACCCGUGGCACCGAAGGCUGCACCCGCUGCACCCGUGGCACCGAAGGCUGCACCUGCUGCACCCGUGGCACCGAAGGUUGUACCCGCUGCACCCGUGGCACCGAAGGUUGUACCCGCUGCACCCGUGGCACCGAAGGCUGCACCUGCUGCACCCGUGGCACCGAAGGUUGUACCCGCUGCACCCGUGGCACCGAAGGCUGCACCCGCUGCACCCGUGGCACCGAAGGUUGUACCCGCUGCACCCGUGGCACCGAAGGCUGCACCUGCUGCACCCGUGGCACCGAAGGUUGUACCCGCUGCACCCGUGGCACCGAAGGUUGUACCCGCUGCACCCGUGGCACCGAAGGCUGCACCUGCUGCACCCGUGGCACCGAAGGUUGUACCCGCUGCACCCGUGGCACCGAAGGCUGCACCCGCUGCACCCGUGGCACCGAAGGCUGCACCCGCUGCACCCGUGGCACCGAAGGUUGUACCCGCUGCACCCGUGGCACCGAAGGCUGCACCUGCUGCACCCGUGGCACCGAAGGUUGUACCCGCUGCACCCGUGGCACCGAAGGCUGCACCCGCUGCACCCGUGGCACCGAAGGCUGCACCCGCUGCACCCGUGGCACCGAAGGUUGUACCCGCUGCACCCGUGGCACCGAAGGCUGCACCUGCUGCACCCGUGGCACCGAAGGUUGUACCCGCUGCACCCGUGGCACCGAAGGUUGUACCCGCUGCACCCGUGGCACCGAAGGCUGCACCUGCUGCACCCGUGGCACCGAAGGUUGUACCCGCUGCACCCGUGGCACCGAAGGCUGCACCUGCUGCACCCGUGGCACCGAAGGUUGUACCCGCUGCACCCGCGGCACCGAAGGCUGCACCCGCCGCACCCGUGGCACCGAAGGCUGCACCUGCUGCACCCGUGGCACCGAAGGUUGUACCCGCUGCACCCGUGGCACCGAAGGCUGCACCCGCCGCACCCGUGGCACCGAAGGUUGUACCCGCCGCACCCAACGUCUCAAGGUGGACACGGUGGCAAAGAAGACCCGUUGCGGGAGCAAGUAACACUCUUGAAAACCAGAGGCCCUCAAGCCAAGGUGCUCAUCCUCAGCCCACUGAGCGACAGCAGGCUGAUGCGAAACACGUUGUGGCAUGCGUGCCUUCUGUACAGCAGUUUCCUCACCGAACUGCUUCCGAACGUCCUGCGGCGCCUCCCCCUCCUUCCUCACCACCACCGGCGCCGUCUCUAUCUACCGCACCUCUAGCACCAUCAACUCCACCGUCUACGUCGUCGGCACACACUACCAUCGCUCCUCCCUCUGUAAGUGCGGUGGCUGAAGCUGACAGUGAGGCGACCGAUGAGAAACUUUUCGAGGCUCUUCAACCCUCGCUCUCGACACGCAUUGAGGCUGCCGUGCGACAGGGCAAAGCAGCGUACUUGCUGACGGCGUCUCGUACAGCUCAGCAGCCACAGGUGGAACAACUGGAGCAGCGUAUUCUUCGCACGGACACAGAAGCGCGUGCUGAUUCGUCCGAGCUUAUCGAAGGAGGGGCUACCGGGGAUUGGGCAUGCGCUAAGCGAGAGGAGUGGCUGCUGCCACUUCCGGGAUUCAUCUCCAGCAGUAUCGAUCGGCAUGAAAUCCCAGCUGAGUUGGGAGGUGAUGACGGCAGCAACGUCGCUGAGUGCACCACUGAGAGGUCGACCGCUAAUGACUUUUCUCGAAAAGAGACCACCACGGCACCUGCAGACGCUGCACCGCUGCUCUCUGCACUUGCACCCGAGUUGUUCGAGAGCGCCACAGUGGAGCGCUUGCCUAUCGAUGUGUGGUUCGGUGCGGACGCCGCAAGCUGUGGGAAGGGCGCAACUGCACCACAGCGACCACGAGUCACGGACAACAGUGAUGUAUGCCUUGUGGUGUCAACUUCUGUCACACCUCAAAAGUACGCGAUCACAGUGCAGCUGCGAGAGCCGCCGUCGAGCCCGAUGGCCUGCGUUCAAGCGGUUGCGGGAGCAUUGGACACGGUAGAAGCGCACUGCAACACAGCUGUGACCUCCCACACCGCAACCAGCGUUGAUUCCGCACUGAAGAUAGCGCCGGCUAUUACGGUUACAUGGUGCGCUUUGCCGCACUGCUCUUUCUUCGCGGCGGCCCAGAGCCCGGCAGAGCUGCCGUUGUCGCAGCGUGUGGACUAUGUGACGGCCAAGGAGACGGUUAUGGAGCGCUUCAACUGCCUUGUAGCACGAUUCAGAGAACGCGUGCAUUUUGCAGCAGUUGUCAGCAGCGGGUCUGUGCUGGACUUCGGCGCGGAGGUGUUUUUCGCUUGCGUGGAGCGGCGGUUGCUUUCUCUGCAAGCGGCGGUGUGUGACGGCGGUGAUGAGGCGGCAGCUCCGGUGGGGUCGUCUUUGCCUUCCGUUUCCACCAUCUCUGUUGGGUUCCCGCUGAGCCGCGUAGGCAUUUUUCCUUCGACUUCUACGGUGGUUUCCAUGCGACGUCUCUGCGGGUCACUCCACACGGUGAAGUGGAUACCCGUGCUGCACACGUAUGACGCCAGUAGCCUGGCUGAUGUAGGUUUGCUGAGUCUCUCCGACGCCACCGCUGACGCAUCGGACAAGAGUAGGACGAAGCAAUGGACUCUGCUGCUUGAGCAGCUCAUUAUUGAGCGCGUGUGCCAAUCUCCUGUGCAACGCCGGUGGGCCAUCGAGAUGCUCUUGUGGAGUCGUAGCUUUCAUGACGCUGCAGUGCGUCACAAGGCAGCUGGCGCCAUGUCAGCGGACAUCGCAGACGCUUGGCACAAGUACGCAAUCGGGGCUCUUAGCCGGAAUCCAUUAUCCACAGAAUUGGAUACUGCACGCGGAGAUGCUGGAAGCGUCACCAGAGUUCAUCUACUUCUCACAACACCCCCUUGCAAAGGCGCCGCUCAUGCUCUGCAGGUACACGCUCGGUCUCUGCGGCGCUCACUGCCUCCUCUACCACACCACCGCUUCCUUGCCUUCCCGCGCGUGCAGUAUUCUCUGUGGAUGGAUAAAGUGCAAACACUGACCGCUGAAAAGUCCGUUGGAGCUGUCGUGCUGCUCGACUGCUCUGAGAAGGCUGUGACGGACACGUUGAAUUUGGUGAAGACGCACCUCGUUGGCACCGCCACACAGCGGGCUCGCUUGCCCUAUCUGAACUUCGUACUGAUUGGCGAGGCUGCCGCUACGCAGCGGAUGCUUCAGCACCUGCCCUGUGCUGCUGUCAUCUCCUCCGCAUCUGCGUUUUGCGAAAUGGGGCAUGCCUCCGUGCAGCAGGUGCGCCUGUACGUCUCGCCCAAUUGGCCGGCAGAUCUUCAGCAGGACACUUUGUUGGCAGCACUGACUUACCUCAAGCGCCGCGGAGUACCUCAUGUCGUUGCCGCCAGCGCGGCACCACAGCGGCUCCUGCUAGCACUGUGCAAUGAGGCGGUGUUGAUCGCACGUUCGCUGCCUGAUGCCACGGUUGUCGAGUCUGCCGCUAAGGAGCAGCUGGGUCUGUGCUUGGGACCCUUCCAGCUCAUGGACGCUUACGGCACCGUUACGGUUGCUACCAUGGCGGCAGACGAGCGGACGCGCACCGCGGCGGCCAGCGACGCAGGGGCUCGAGCCGCCGUGACCCCUGCGCACCCACUGGAAAGUUGCAUGCGGUCCAUGGCCCGUGAGGGGCUCCUCGGAGCAAGAGGCGCACGUGGCGGUUUCUACGGCCCCGCUGUGGCAAUGAACCGAGGAGGCGCUGCUGCUCCACUGCUUCGCGAGGCGGUGCUAAGCACGUACGUCCGCCACCACAUGACCCCAAUUCAGGUGGGCAACCGACUUCGCGCGGCUGUGCUAAACGUGGCCUGUGAGCUACUGACCCGCGGAGAGGUGCAGCUGGUCGAUGAUGUUGACCUGCUGUCGAUGAGUGCCCUCGGGUGGCGGGAGGAGACGGGCGGGGUUCUUUAUCAGGUGGAUCAGUUGGGGGCGGAUGCUCUUCCACGGUUGGUGGAGCACAUGACGUGCUUGGCUUCCACAGGUAGUGCACCACACCUUGCUCCUCACCCAUUGCUGUUGCGCAUGGUGGCAGAGAAGGUGCGCUUCGCCAAUCUGCAUGAUAGUGGUUUGCUGUGA
Molecule: messenger RNA, 4809 nt
Organism: Leishmania braziliensis MHOM/BR/75/M2904
Lineage: Eukaryota; Euglenozoa; Kinetoplastea; Trypanosomatida; Trypanosomatidae
Exons: 1
Coding region: 1-4809 (1602 amino acids)
Source: RefSeq, a predicted model, not a curated record